Molecule: messenger RNA, 2214 nt
Organism: Penicillium olsonii
Lineage: Eukaryota; Fungi; Ascomycota; Eurotiomycetes; Eurotiales; Aspergillaceae
Source: the annotation of a GenBank genome assembly
AUGGCGCAGUUUAAUGACGAAAAUCCAGACGCGGCAGUCGACUCUACAGAGAUCCUGAGUCCACAACCAUUUCACCCCCAAACCAAAGGCUUCCUCGUUUCCGCCAUCGAGCCCAACGGCCAGCUAUACAAAGACGAUACGCAAAUGCCCCCUCAUGAUUAUGACUAUAACUCCUCGUCCUCUUCGCCGCGUCACUCCACCAGCGACGUGUUCGGUCGUGAAAUUGAUGACGAACUAGACCAACUGAAAUCUAGGGCAUCCAGUCGUUCCUCGGUGUCCUCGGUCCCUGCGUCGGUUCUUAUCCACCCCGUUGAAAGAAUGAAGCAAAUGCCCGAUAUGGACGUCCACGAGAAGAUCGCUGGAUACAAAGUUGAGGAAUCCGAAGCCAACUUCGGAGACUUCAACGAAGCACCCGCGGCGACUCGCACAAUUCGACAGCGUGAAGCUGUAUUCCGCAAGCCAAGCUCUGUCCGCGCAUUGCAGAUGCACACGGAGGAUGAAGCGGAUGAAGACGAUUAUCUGACUCCUCCGCGUCGACGGGCUGGCAUCCGCUCUCCGGGCUCGAUCCAACCGAAAAGGUCGCCCUAUUACUCGCCAAAGGCCCAGAGACAGCCGACGCCGAAAAGAGAAGCACCCUUGGUUCUGUUACACUGCACACUGUUGCCGCCUUCCAUUCCGGUACCUGGGGCUGCUGAACCCAGGAAUCAGGACAUACUCGAAGACGAGUUACCGGCGGAAUACUGGAAGCGCUGGCGUCGGCUGCAGGAUCGUGUUGGAUCGGGUGUGCUUCGAGAUCGAGGAGUGUUGAUCUCUCAUCCGGAGGACCUAUAUGAUAUGCUUGAGGAACGGCUGUUGGAAAGCCUGGAGCUUCAGCGGCCACGUCUUCAGAACGGACACUUUGUCGGACGGGAAGACCACACCGACUCGGGCGACGAUUUCUCUGACAUCGACGAGAGCGAGACUGAUGGGGAACAGGGCGAUGAGUGUCCUGACUGCGGAGGACAUGUGCGACACGGCGACAGUAAUCGGAAGUGGGAGAUUCGCGUAUUUGCGGCCAACGGAUUGAUGCGCGCCGGCGCGUGGUCGGCUGCAUGGCGGGAUAUGGAGAAGGUUGACGUCGAGGUUGGACUCUGGCUGCCUUCCGAUGUGCGUCGGGGAUUGGAAAGAAGACUCGCGGAGGAACAGAUGGCUCUCGUGGAACGGGAUCAAGCUCAAUCACCGACCAUGCAGAUGAUGCCCAUUUCUUCGCUGGUUGAUCGCGAAAAUCAAAUCUUGCCUGAAAUUUUGCAGUCGCCUCGACGAAACCAUGCGCGUAUGGUCAGCGAUGUCGGCUCCUUCCAAUCUCGCAGUCUUAUGCCCUCGCGCGAGAGCAUCUCUAGUGCCCCCCUCGAGCCAGAUCAUCAUGCUCAAAGUCAAAGAAGUGAGCGCAACCACGAGGUUGCGCUUUCUACACUCUGCGCAAAUUACAUUCGGGUCUUGGCUGCUGACCGGCGCAAUAUGGCACUCGUUCUUCUCAGUAUGCUUGUUGCUUUUCUUGCCUUUGGAUAUGGUCAACAGCAGCCUAUCUACCCCGAGCUUCAAUCCUACCAGCCUGCCUCAUACAACACCCCUUUGCCUUCGAUUAUGCCCAGCAUGAGCGUGGAUUCAGCUUCCUUGUCUUUGGUACAACCAAGGGCUGACCCGACCAUUUCUAGCGAGAGGUUAGAUCCGACUCCUGAAGCAGAGAAAGAAAUAGACCCUCCAAUGCCGUCUGGUGAGUCCGAGGAUGCUGAAGUUUCGGCUGUGAACCCCGGGGACCAUACGCAAAUCUUGGCAGACCCCGAGAUCGUGGAAACGUUCCAGCCUGAGCCAGACAGUGUUGAGGAAAUCUUCACCGACCCUGCCCCUGUGGACUCCCAGGUUUUCCAUGAAGAGGCUGGGCACAAUGAACAGCUGGAUGAGUCUGCAGGCUCCGACGAACACGAAUCUUUCGAGUCAACCGAGGCAUCUGGGCCUGAAACAGCCGAUUCCGAUGAGGAGCCUGCCCUUGAAAAGACAAUUGAGGCUUUCGAUGUGGCUACAGAGUCUUCAGAUUCUCCUAUUACUCUCGAGACAGACGACCCUGCGCAUCCUGAGCCCGAGCUUGCGAGCACAGCUGAAGAUACCGAAGAAGCUGAAGAUGUUGAAGCUGAAGACGAUGAAACCGAAGAAGCAAUCUCGAUUGAGACUGAUUAA